Molecule: messenger RNA, 547 nt
Organism: Merops nubicus (carmine bee-eater)
Lineage: Eukaryota; Metazoa; Chordata; Aves; Coraciiformes; Meropidae
Gene: CDKN3
Product: cyclin-dependent kinase inhibitor 3
Exons: 6
Biological process (GO): protein dephosphorylation
Cellular component (GO): nucleus
Molecular function (GO): protein tyrosine phosphatase activity
Source: RefSeq, a predicted model, not a curated record
GUUGUCUUUGUCUCCAGUCUACCCCUCUGAGUUCCUGGGGUUGUGUUCCCUUCCUGGUUGCAGGUUUAAGGACGUUAGGAGAAACCUUCAGAGAGAUGUAGAAGAACUAAAGAACUACGGGACCCAGGACGUAUUUGUGCUUUGUACCAGAGGAGAGCUUGUAAAAUACAGAGUACCCAACCUUAUAGACACCUACCAACAGCACGGGAUCCGUGUGCACCACUAUCCUGUUCCUGAUGGGGAUGCUCCUGACAUUGCCCAGUGCUGCAAAAUUCUGGAAGAGCUCAGAAGCUGCCUGGAAAGCAACCGGAAAACAAUCAUACACUGUUAUGGUGGCCUUGGACGCUCGUGCCUCAUUGCUGCCUGUCUCCUGCUGCAGCUUUCAGAUGCACUGGCACCUCAGCAAGCAAUAGACAGCCUCAGGAACCUGAGAGGAUCUGGGGCCAUCCAGACCAUCAAGCAGUACAAUUACCUCCACGACUUCCGAGAGAACCUGGCUGCACACCUGGCCACGAGGGACACCACGCUGAGAUCUGUGUCACGAUAA